GAGAGAGAGACAGACACAUAUAGACACAGAUAAAGAGUGUGUGAUGCUCUUAGUCUCAUGUGGAAUAACCAAGGAAGCAGCUCAGAAAAGGAACACAGAAACUCCUGAAGUGCUUUAUUUUUGGACGACUACCUCCUUAAUUUGACUUAAGCAGAUCCCAACCUUUUUUGUUUUCUUUGAACUUUUUCUUUCAAAUUUCUGUCUUCUGUCUCAAUCCCACCUUCUCCUUCAGUAGUCUGCAUCCUUGCCCCACCUGCUGUGUCCACACUUUUCUAUUUCUACCGGAGUGGUGGCGGCUGUUGGCUCUGUGCUGGUUCAAGAUGGCUGAAUAGUUGGUAAAAAGGUGGGGGGGGGCUUGCUCUGGUGGUUUUGCUGCCGGGAGUUUGCGAAGUUGCAGCCAGGACCAGGACAAGCAGGAGGAGGAGGUGGUGGAGGAGGAUGGCGGUGGCUCUGGACGAAGUGUGGGGGCGGGUGAAGAAUGUCUGCAAGCAGAACGGACUACUCAUCCUGUCUGUGCUGGCCGUUGUCAUUGGCUGCCUGCUGGGCUUCUUCCUUAGAGGCAAGCAGCUCUCUGAGCAGGAGGUGAAGUACUUCCAGUUUCCCGGAGAGCUGCUGAUGAGGAUGUUGAAAAUGUUAAUUUUGCCCCUUGUCGUAUCCAGUUUGAUGUCAGGUCUGGCUGCCUUGGACGCCAAGUGCUCCAGCCGCCUGGGCAUCAUGACCAUCUCCUACUAUCUGUGGACCACCUUUGUUGCCGUGGUGGUGGGCAUUCUCAUGGUAUACAUCAUCCACCCGGGUGGAGCUGCUCAAAAGGAGGACUCUGACGAGAGCAAGAAGCCAAUGACCAGCUCAGCUGACGCUCUGCUGGAUCUCAUCCGGUAUUUCCCCUUUGGGAUCGUGUUUCUGGUUGCUGGUAAGAUCUUGGAGAUGGACGACCCUUCAGCCAUGGGGAAGAAGCUGGGUUUUUAUGCCAUUACAGUGGUGAUGGGCUUGGUGCUACAUGGCCUAUUCAUCCUCCCGGCCAUGUACUUUUUCAUCACUAAGAAGAGCCCUAUCGUUUACAUCAGAGGCAUUCUGCAGGCCCUGCUCAUCUCCUUGGCCACCUCCUCCAGCUCUGCCACUCUGCCUAUCACCUUCAAGUGCCUCCUUGAGAACAACCACAUAGACAGACGCAUCAUCCGUUUCGUGCUGCCUGUCGGGGCCACCAUCAACAUGGAUGGCACCGCACUCUACGAGGCCGUGGCAGCCAUCUUCAUCGCCCAAGUGAAUAACUAUGAGCUUGACUUUGGACAGAUCAUCACAAUCAGCAUCACUGCAACUGCAGCCAGUAUCGGUGCAGCGGGAAUCCCACAGGCUGGACUCGUAACCAUGGUGAUCGUGCUGACCUCUGUGGGUCUGCCCACCGAUGACAUCACUCUCAUCAUUGCUGUUGAUUGGGCUUUGGAUCGAUUCAGGACCAUGGUCAAUGUGAUGGGUGAUGCACUGGCCACAGGCAUUAUGGCUCAUAUCUGCAGAAAGGAUUUUGUCAAAGAAGGGGAGCAGGUGCCUCUGAUCUGUGAAACUAAGCCCAUGAUAAGCAUUCAGCAGAUGAUGACCUACCAGAACCAGAAGAAUGGCUGCUACCAACCACCUCCACCAGGCAGCAAGCAGGGCCAACUCUCCCCGGACGUGGCUCGCCUGAUGCAGCUGGAGGAGGGCAUCCGGCCGCUAGAGAGGAAGAAACACGCUCAUUCCUCUCACCACAAGAGAGAGCACAGGGACAAGGACCACUGUUCCGUUGAUAUGAAUGGGCUGGAGACUAAUGUAUAGAAGCAACUGCCCUGCUAACGGCUACUGGCAAGUCUACAGCUGCAGGAGAGGAGGACAAAUUAAAGAUUGAGGUGACUAUGUUCACACGCUUUUUCCCCUCUGAGAAGGAGAGCGGCCCGGGGUGGAUGAAUGUAGAUGACCCUGCGGGAAAAAACAAGACUAUUUUUCUUUUUCUACAUAACAUAAAUAAUGACCUGCAUUUGAUUGUGUACGUUUGUGUGUGUGUGUGUACAUAUUUAUCAGAGAUGUAUUAUAUGGUACAAGCAGUGACAGUGUGCUGCUCUAGCUGACAGAGAGUUGAUGCCCCCAGAUGUGUGAAUCAACCCAUCUCAAAAGGAGCAGAAAUAGCAAAAACAAUAGCAGACAUAAAUAAAGGAACCUAUCCCUUUGUGGACUGUGGGGGGGGGGGGGGGACAGAAAAUAUCUCUUUUUAUUCAUUUCAUCUGGUUUGGUAUGUUAUGUAUGCAUAAUAUUGGUUGGGCAUUUUGUACAUUUCUUUUUUUGUCAUUCUGCUCUGUAUAAUGAAACUAAAAAUGUUGCCUGAGCAUUCAUCCAAUAAACUGGUAUCAGUUACAUGCACAACAAAGAGACAAAGAAACCUUCACUUCAACACAUGCAACAGUUUGGUUCACAUUUGGGAAAGAAACGUGUAAACUAUGUUAAAAAAUAAAAAGGGAUUAUUUACAAUUUCCCAAAUGUUCUCAGCUACACCUUUCCCUACCCUUCUCUGCCUUGUUGUCCUGAGUGCGAGUGAGUACGCGCCUAAAACCUGCAGUACUGUACGGUAAUUGCCAGAAUCAAGACAAAAAGAUGAUGAGGGUCACAAUGAAAACAAAGAUGAGUGUUUGCCCUUGUGUUGGAGUCAUGUUAAGUUUUCUUUGCACCCUAUUGUAUUUCCUCUUUGCCUUAAACGACCAAAGGAGAAGCAUGCAGGACCAGUGCGCUACUGACGUACAUCCAACAACAAGCUGACGAUCACAGGUCAAACUCGGAACUCUUUCCAUAUCUAUGUGAUAUAUGCUGUACAUGUGCAUGUAUUUCAAACGUUUA
This is a messenger RNA of Etheostoma spectabile (orangethroat darter), 2856 nucleotides long. RefSeq names its product solute carrier family 1 member 7a (gene slc1a7a). Gene Ontology annotation, molecular function: neutral L-amino acid transmembrane transporter activity; L-glutamate transmembrane transporter activity; glutamate:sodium symporter activity. Bases 439 to 1806 code for a protein of 455 amino acids. Gene Ontology annotation, biological process: L-glutamate transmembrane transport. The record is from RefSeq and is a predicted model, not a curated record. Gene Ontology annotation, cellular component: plasma membrane. The transcript is spliced from 8 exons. Lineage: Eukaryota; Metazoa; Chordata; Actinopteri; Perciformes; Percidae.